AAAAGCAAGUGGGAGGUGGUAUGAACCAAACAUUUACUCACGGCAGGGCUCUUCAUAUUUCAUCCAGAGCAGCGCAUGGAUCCGGGCUCAGGCACACUGUCCGCCGCUGUCUGUCCUGGAUGCUGGGCGGUCUGAGACGGGAGGCUGUAGCUGCUGCAUCCCUCAUUUUGAACAUACCUUACUGACAACUGUGACAGCUUGAACUGAGCAGACAGGAGCAGCACGGGAGCCGUUGUUUCGCGUACAGUACCGGUGGAGACAGUGCUGUGGAGAUGGAGCGGUGGAAAGGCAGAGUGGCCCUGGUGACCGGAGCCUCGGUGGGCAUUGGAGCGGCUGUAGCUCGGGCACUGGUCCAGCAAGGCAUGAGGGUGGUCGGCUGUGCCAGGAAUGUGGACAAAAUAGAGAAGCUGGCAGCAGAAUGUCAGAGUGCGGGCUACAGCGGCACGCUGAUCCCUUACAAGUGUGACCUGUCCAACGAGGAGGAGAUCCUGUCCAUGUUUUCAGCCAUCAAGACGCUACACAAGGGCGUGGACGUGUGCAUCAACAACGCCGGGCUGGCCCACGAUGAGCCCUUGCUCAGCGGGAAAACAGAGGGCUGGAGGAACAUGAUCGACGUGAAUGUCUUGGCCUUGUCCAUCUGCACCCGAGAGGCAUACAAAUCAAUGAAGGAGAGGAAUGUGGAUGAUGGCCACAUCAUCAAUAUUAACAGUAUGGGUGGGCACCGAGUGGUCCCGAGUGGCGACGAGCAUUUCUAUUGUGCCACUAAAUACGCGGUGACUGCUUUGACCGAGGGGAUCCGGCAAGAGCUGCGAGAAGCAAACACCCACAUCAGAGCCACAUGUAUAUCUCCUGGAAUAGUCGAGACGGAGUUUGCCUUCCGGCACCACAACAGUGAUCCAGAGAAAGCAGCCGCGGUAUACGAGAGUAUGAAAUGUUUGAAAGCAGAAGACGUAGCCAGUGCAGUCACAUUUGUCCUCAGUGCCCCUCCUCAUGUCCAGAUUGGAGAUGUGCAGAUGAGGCCAGUAGAGCAGGUGUCAUAGCAGUGGAACAGGAAGCUGGAGGAGGAGCAGACCAGACGGCAGCCAUGGUGACUCCAUAGCAACCUCUGCUGGGCAAGGGUGGGGUGGGCGGGGGGGGGGGGGGGGGGGGGAAUUAAACAAAUCAACUACAGCUGUGUUGGAUCUGCAGGGCCAUGGUCAAAGGGCAUGAGCCUUAAGGAGGCUGUGCGAGGAAAUUAAGGGCACGGACUUUGUAAACCACUGCGAAAAUACUACUGAAUGCAGCAACCUGGUAUUUGUGAAUCGUUGAGCCCAGUCCCCGAACUGAGCCGACUCCAACAAAUAACAAAGGAGAGAGUUGCUGCUGUGCUGUGUGGUCAUCCGCACAACCAUCAAUUCAGAGGGAAGAGUAUGCCAUUGAUUGCACAUGUUUUUUGUAGGUCACAUGACAUAUCGUUUUGAAAUUAAAUGGAAAGAUUAAUUGCUGUUUAUAAGUGACAUUUUUUUUGUUUUAAUCUUUUCUUUUUAUAAAUGUUUUAACUUUUGAUCAUAGAUAGAUGUGGUGUCAUACACACUAACCAUAGACAGUACUAUGUCUUACCCACUGUAACUAACAUCAGUCUGUCCAUGCUGCCACCUUUACUCACCGUCUGUUUUCACAAAGGCUUUCACCCACUCAUAAGGAAUCUGGAAAAAGCACAGGUGCCAUUGCCUGUUCAGCACAUGGGUUUCUACUAUCCACCUCUUUUGACUGUGUAAUUUCAGUCGUUCUGCACUUUGGAUUCAUUUAUGAGGAAUUACAAGAAGGAAACACUGGCAACUUAUGUAGGGAAAAAGAACUAACUCUGUAAAUGUAUACCCUAUAAAUGUGGACCUCACAGUGGAAAUUUCUCCUUAAAUGAAUAAAUAAAAACAAUUGCCCGGAAA
Anarrhichthys ocellatus (wolf-eel) is the source of this 1925-nucleotide messenger RNA. It is a transcript of the gene dhrs11a, whose product is annotated as dehydrogenase/reductase 11a. The transcript is spliced from 7 exons. The record is from RefSeq and is a predicted model, not a curated record. The coding region runs from base 273 to 1040 and encodes 255 amino acids. NCBI's taxonomy places the organism in Eukaryota, Metazoa, Chordata, Actinopteri, Perciformes, Anarhichadidae.